UCAGCAGCUGCUGCACUCCGGACCGGGAAUGAAAACACGUUUCCACGGCAACGCGUCACAAAUUCCAAACAGAGUUAUAGCUUCACAUACACAGCAGGUUGUUCCUCCAAUUCCAAAAUGAAUUCAGAAAAAUCCACAGCUGUCAUGAGAAACGAGCUGCAAUCUACACAAUCUGGUCAACAUGGCACAGAGGGCCACAUCUCCCAGAUCCCCGGACUGUCCCCAUUCACCAGCAGUCUUCCUGAGACAAGGGUCCGAGGGAGGAGGGCAGGAGUCUUUGACAGUGAUUCUGACUACAUCAAGCUUGCAAAACAAGGAGGGCAUAGAGGACUUUUGUGGCAUGAGAACACAAUUAGUUCUACGACCAAAUCAUACAAUCCUCCAGACUGGUUCACUUCAUCCGGAGACAGUAGUAACCAAAGUCUAAUUAACGGUGCAGAGAAGAAAAACCCUGGAGCUUUUCAACCGCUAGAGCCCCCCUUUGGGACUGACAAUAUGUCAGCCUGGGAGAGGGAUGAUAACAGCAGCAAAGAGAAGAACAACAAUGUUCUCGACAGCCAGAUGGAGGAAUCCACUCACCAUCACUCACUCAACGUCCCCCAUCAGACCAGCAAAUUCAAGAGGAUGGUUUUCGACAAGAAACCAUCUCCUGUCAGUAUGUCUAAGCUGCUGAGCUUUGGUUAUUUAGAAGACAAACCAGCCACCACUGAUUUUUCAAAUUAGAUGACUGCCAGUGCGUGGGAAAAGGAUGUUCAUGCUCAAACAGUUGCAGCCUCCUUCCAACCUAUUCUCUUAACAACACAGAGUUGUACUCAAUGCUGAGCCACAUCGAGUUCUUAUUGUUCUAUUAUGUCAGCGGUUUGACUUAAGUGUGAAAGUUCUUUAUUGAAUUAAAGCUGAAACUUUUUAUUUAUUUACAAGUAACGAAGGCAUCUUAUGUUACCUUUUUUUUUGCAGUGUAUGUAACUCUUUAAA
This is a messenger RNA of Labrus mixtus (cuckoo wrasse), 975 nucleotides long. RefSeq lists its product as uncharacterized. The record is from RefSeq and is a predicted model, not a curated record. The transcript has 8 exons. NCBI's taxonomy places the organism in Eukaryota, Metazoa, Chordata, Actinopteri, Labriformes, Labridae. Bases 118 to 723 code for a protein of 201 amino acids.